CGCUGUUUCCUUUUCAUGUACGUCACGUUCGUGACGAGUGUUAUGAUUCGAUCAUCUCACGUGACGCACUUCAUGAAAAAUAGUGUGAAGUUGGCAGGAAGAUGGCUGAUCAGAAUUACGAAAGAGUGGACAGUCCCUCGCGGGGAUACCGCUUCCCAUUCCCUCGCAGAACUACAUUACUUCUCAUUUCUUCGUUCACCGAAGUCAACGAAACGUAGCACUAUGAUGUACGAUAUCAAGUGGAUCAUACCUAAACUUCGAACUCCAACGAAAUUAUGGAACAUAGCGAGUAGCAUAACCUUCGCCGCCGUUGGGAUAUUCUCAAAGAUCAUCAUAGAAUGGCUGAAUAAAGCAUUGGUCUACAACAAACAUAUCAUUAACCGGGCCUUAGAUGAACGACCGAAAAAUGUUCCUCUUAUUACUGUCUCGAAUCAUCACAGUUGUUUCGACGAUCCUGGUAUAUGGGCCACACUGGACCUGAGACAUUUGCUGAAUCGUCGUAGGAUGAGGUGGUCCCUCGCCGCACAUGACAUUUGUUUCACGAAUGUUUGGCAUUCCUACUUCUUUAUGCUUGGCAAGUGCAUACCUGUCAUACGAGGCAAUGGUGUUUAUCAGGAAGCUAUUGACUUCUGCAUCGAAAAGCUGACUUCUGGGGAUUGGAUCCACGUGUUUCCUGAAGGAAAAGUCAACAUGUUUAAGGAAAACAUGAGGUUGAAAUGGGGUAUUGGAAGAUUGAUAUUAGAAUCCCCUGUUACACCUCUAGUAAUUCCUAUAUGUCAUCUUGGCAUGGAUCAAGUACUUCCUAAUGAGCCACCCUAUAUGUUUAAAACGCGAAAAAAGGUUACCAUGAAUUAUGGUAAACCCAUAGAUUUUAGUGAGUUGUUGAGGAAUUUAAAAGAAACUAAAGCAACAGAAGUAGAGGCCAGAAAAGCUAUCACUGAUCGUAUUCAGGAAGAACUUUUGAGAUUAAAGACAGCAACGGAAAAGCUUCAUGAAAAAUUAUGACAUCAAAUUAAAUUUCACAGAUAAUUUUUUCCUAGCCUUAAUCGCCAGUUGUUGAUAAAAAGAUGGAAAAGUAUCGAUAAUGAUAUACAAUUUAAAUUUCACAUAUCAUUUUACGAAUAUUAACGAAAUGCAAAAUUGGAGAGAAAAAAAAACCAUUAAUUAGUAAUUGUAUAAUUUCCAUUAUUUUUCUUUUUUUUUAACUUUCUAUAUUUGUUGAUUACAAAAUUUGCAUAAUAUCUAUCAAUGUAAAUUAUAAUUUUUUUUUUUUUUUUUUUUUUCUUUUUUAAUAA
Molecule: messenger RNA, 1295 nt
Organism: Vespa velutina
Lineage: Eukaryota; Metazoa; Arthropoda; Insecta; Hymenoptera; Vespidae
Gene: Taz
Product: tafazzin
Exons: 6
Coding region: 16-1005 (329 amino acids)
Biological process (GO): cardiolipin acyl-chain remodeling; inner mitochondrial membrane organization
Cellular component (GO): mitochondrial membrane
Molecular function (GO): 1-acylglycerophosphocholine O-acyltransferase activity
Source: RefSeq, a predicted model, not a curated record